UCGGCUGUCAGUUGUUGUUGCAAGAAUUUAGCAAUUUUCAUUAUUUGCUUCGAAUCUUCGAUAUCAAACACGCAUAUUGGUUUUUCUCUUCCAUUUCCAUUAUAAAGAAAAUAACACGCGAACUAAACUAAAUUACAUUAAAUCGAAAUAAAAGUUAAGCAACUUCAUUGAUUUCAACAAGUAAAAAACUAAAGAAUGAGCGAUUGGACAAAAUCAAAGAAAGAAAUUAGCAAUAACAAAGAAAUCGAAAAAAUGUCAGAAAGCGCUUCGAAAUUCCUCGGCGGAGUCCUGGGAGACAUCAGUUCCCGAUCGGCCUACUCGCAAUUGUUCAUUGGAGUUGCAUCUGGAUGGGCUACCGGUUACGCCACUGGUAAAAUUGGCAAGAUCGCCGCCUUCGCUAUUGGCGGUGGAAUUAUUGUCAUGGAAAUUGCCCACCAAGAAGGUUACAUCAAGGUCGAUUGGUCUAAAGUUACAAAGAAGAUCGAUAAAGUAACCGAUAAAGUCGAAGAAGCAGUUACUGGUCAUGAACGAAGCUGGGCGGAUAAGGGCAAAGAAGUUGCACGAAAUAAUUCAAAAUUUGUGGUUGCCUUUGUUGGUGGUGCAUUCCUUGGACUAGGUUCGGCAUAAUUUUUGAUGCUAUAUCGAUUCUCCACUUCUCCACCAUCUUCCUCAAAUUGCUUACACAUUUACAAACGAAACAGUUCUUCCGCCAUCAUAUUUCAUUUUUGCGUGAACAAGUUUCAAAUUUUCAUUUAGAUGCUUCAAUAAGUUGUAAUGUUAAUACUAAAUUAAUUUAAAUGUUUAUUUCUUAUUACGUUAUUUUUAUGUUAAGACUUUGUAAAAAAGAACAACAAAUACUUUUGAAAUGUAACCAUUUAAUGCAUUUGUUUGGGAAAUAAAUCCGAAUUUUAUUUUAA
Messenger RNA from Eupeodes corollae, 917 nucleotides. Its product is annotated as FUN14 domain-containing protein 1. The record is from RefSeq and is a predicted model, not a curated record. Bases 196 to 627 code for a protein of 143 amino acids. The transcript has 4 exons. Gene Ontology annotation, cellular component: mitochondrial outer membrane. Gene Ontology annotation, biological process: autophagy of mitochondrion. Lineage: Eukaryota; Metazoa; Arthropoda; Insecta; Diptera; Syrphidae.